This is a messenger RNA of Oreochromis niloticus (Nile tilapia), 4353 nucleotides long. Its product is annotated as alpha-kinase 1. The record is from RefSeq and is a predicted model, not a curated record. Gene Ontology annotation, cellular component: cilium. Gene Ontology annotation, biological process: innate immune response; cytoplasmic pattern recognition receptor signaling pathway; protein phosphorylation. The transcript is spliced from 14 exons. The coding region runs from base 149 to 3451 and encodes 1100 amino acids. Lineage: Eukaryota; Metazoa; Chordata; Actinopteri; Cichliformes; Cichlidae. Gene Ontology annotation, molecular function: monosaccharide binding; ATP binding; protein serine/threonine kinase activity.
CGAAAACUUUGAAAGCAGCAUUUCGUGAUUCCGCCCCACCAGGAAGACGCAGAGAACAAGAACUAACCAUAGGAACAGGGGUGAGGAGGCCAAGAGAGAAGGGUUUUUUUUCCUUUUCGACAACAGCUAACUGCGUCUGUUUACCACAAUGGACAGUCGAGAGGUGGGAGAUUUACUGGACGAGUGCCUCGGGGCAGCAAAAGCAGCAGGUCGCCAGUCCACCGGGGUGUCUGAGGCAGAGCGGCUGAACUACUGCAGCUGCAGAGACUCGCUGUGUGCCGAACUGGCCUCCCUCCUGCAGGAAGCCAUGGACAUGAAAUGGCCUUUUGCACCAGAGAAGUGGCAGUAUAAGCAGUCUGUCAGCGCCACUGACAAAACCAACCUCAAUGACCUCAUCAGCAAGCACUUGUCUCAACUACUGGAUCUCCUGAAGGCCUCCACCAGGGCUGAGGAGGCACAUUGUGCACUUGCAGUUGUCUUCUUAGUGGACCGCUACCUCUACUGGACUGAUGAUUCAAGCCGUCUGCUGAAGAUUGCCAAGCUUCUCCACAGACGCUACCCCGAGACCCCCAUAGCCCCCCAGCUGGUCAUACGGCAGGCCAGGCUCUAUUUUAACUCGGGAAAACUGCAGAAGGCAGAGUACAUCCUGAGCAGCCUGAUUAACAACAGCGGGACGACAGGUCGUUGGAUAUACCACUCUGAAAGUGACCGGGUGCUCGUGCAGGCUGUGAGUGUUCAAGUGCGUGGCACGAUUUUGCAAAAGCUGGGCCUGUGGUUAGAGGCUGCAGAGCUAAUAUGGGCUUCCUUGGUUGGGUACUACUCACUUCCUCAACCUGACAAAAAGGGUAUUGGAACUUCCCUUGGUAUACUGGCUAAUAUAUUGGUAUCUAUGAACAAUGAGGACUUCCAUGCCUUUAGGACUAAUCCAGAUAUUGAUUUUACGUUACUUGGGGAUGGAAAUCAUCGUCUUCUCUCAGCAGCCCAAGCAGCUAAGAUGGCAGUGGUAUACAGUCAGUAUACUUCACUGUAUGUUUUGACCAAUGUGACAACCCAAGGUACCUGCUUGCUAUCAUACAGUUUCUCUGUGGAGUGCCCAGAUUCUCAAAGACAGUCAUUUCUCCAGCAGGCUCAAGAAGCAUUUACAAUUGGCCUUCUAACCAGAGCAGAGGGUGAUCUGGUAACCAGCAAGCAGGAGCUUCAUACCUUUCUCAAGGCUGCCUAUUCCCUCACUGUCACUCACAAGUGGCUUGGAACUCCUUUGGAGGUUGUAGCACAGGCAGUUCAAGCUUGUCAAAAUGCUUUAUCUAGUUUUUACAGUUACUGCCACGCAGGUACCCAAGACAAAGACAGCCUGUGCACUGAGAUCAUGCACCUGGUCACCCAAGUCAAGCUGCUGCUCCGAGUGGAGCCUUUCCUUAAUUCAGACAAGGGGUCUUUUAUCCCUGAUAGCUACAGAAAUGUCAAAGACACCUCUGUAAAUUUUACUCUUGCAGGUUUCGCUAAGAUAAUGAGGAGGUUCCAAAAGUAUCACAAGUCACUGUGUGAGACCACUAACACACACUGUAGGGAUGCUAAAGAUGAGCUAGAGAUGGACAGAGGAAGGCCGUGUAUAACAGCUCUUUGGACAACCACUGGCACACUCAACACAGAGGCUCAGGGAGGCUCACAUUCAUCCAGCGUGCAUAUGCCUCAAAAGCCUGAAAGCACAGAUAUCCUUGACUCAUCAUGGCAGGAAGUGUCCUUAAAAAGUUCAGGCUCUCCUCAGCCCAGCAGCAGUUAUACAGGAAGCAGUGCUAUUGGACAUAGAGAGGGAGCGACCAAUCAGAGCUGUCUACCCACAGAAGUUGAUGAAGAAAGGUCAGACGACAAGUCAUGGUCUCCUGAUGAAAACAAGAAGCGAAACUUACAGGGUUGUAACUCUGGUGUCAAUUCUGCACCACCUGCCACUUCCUCCUCCAACAUAAGCAGGGAUUCAGAAAACCUUGAGAUGAUAAAAGCUGAAAUAGAAACGCUGACCUCUGAAGAGGACGUGGUGUCUGAUGCUCGUGAGGCAGUAGCUGAAGGAGUAGUGCAGUCCUUAUCCCAGCUAUCUAUAACAUCCUCUUGCUCCCUUGGGGACAGUUUCGGUUCCCAGUCAUCAUGGGAAAAACUUUCAGCUGAUCUGAAUUCUUCCACAUACAGGAACCCACAACCAAGUAGUAUUUCCAAAGCAGGAACUUGCCAAAACAGUGAUUCACCAGAUUCAGAUGGGAGCUUCUUCAUUUGUGAAACGGUCGAUUUUGAAACAAAUGAUUCCCCUUCUGAUCACAUGAGCAAAAACCAGAAAAUACGUGCUUUAUCAAAACCACAACCGAUCAAAAGCCCUAAAGUUUACCAAAAUGUGGAAACUGAAGUACAACCUGCAACAAACAGCACUAUAGCAAUGCAAAAUAAUCCAUCUCAAGCUGUCACAGAACUGUUACCUGUCACUGAAACCUCUACAAAGAGUUCAUUUGAAGUCCUGGAGGUGAACCAGAGUUGUUGUCAACAAACUGCAGUGCAGAAUGUGCCCCAGAAGAAGAACUCCAUGUGCUACAGCUGCCUAGACCCAAGCACUGUAGCUGAUGCUGUCCCUAUGAAACCAUUCUUGUUGUCACAACGGGAUUACCAAGCCCUUCUGGCUGGCAUUUGCAAUGAUUGUCUGCUGAAGAGGUUGCACAAUGAUGAGAAAAAAUUCAAGUUGGAGCAGUACAAAAGUGCCCACAGUGCUCUCCAUUUAAAGUUCUCCAAGGCCACUGGACUGUGGACAGGAUUGGAAACUUGUGUUUAUAUUGGCGACUCAAUGGGGGAGAAGGGCGCGCAGAGAACAACAAUAUGGGUGCAGUUUUUACACCAGGAGGAGCGGCUAAGCAAUUAUGUGGGGAAAGAUUACUUGAAGCCAAAGCAGAUCCAGUUUCCCCUGAAAGAUGUGGAGCGACAGAUGACAGCCCAGUACUAUGUGACUGAAUUCAACAAAAGUCUCUACGACAAAGAAGUUAUGGCUCAGAUCUUCUUUAUUCCGUCAGAAGCACUGUUGAUUCUGGAUGGAGAUGAGAUUGUGGGCUGUGUAACCGUGGAGCCCUACAUGCUUGGAGACUUUGUCAAACUGACCAACAACACUGAAAAGAAGAAGAUGUUCCUUGCUACAGAAUAUGGCCUCGCAUUUGGACACUUCACCUACCUGUUCUCUGGUGGCCAGGAAGUCGUUGUAGAUUUACAAGGAUGGGUGACAGCCAACGGCAAAGGACUGACCUACCUCACUGACCCACAGAUUCACUCCACCAGGAUCCCUAAGGGUCCUUCUAACUUUGCUGCCAGAGGGCUCAGUUUGUUCCUGAAAUAUCAACAUGGACCUGAGUGCAAUCAGAUUUGCCACCUCCUCAAACUACCUCCACUGGACCCAAACUCAAACGUUUCUCCUCAAAAACUUUGAGACGUUGGACACUAUUUAUUGCUAUCCACAAAAAAUUAAAAAUUAAUUAAGGGGCUUGUUUUGGCAAUUUUAUGGAACUGACUUUCAUACUGUUUUCCUUUUUUUAAAAUGUACCGAUAAAUGCAUUUUGCACACACCAGUCGUAAUCUUCAGAAAUAAGGAUUUAAACACUGUUGUGCAGUUGUCGUUUGUUUUAAUCGUUCAUAUUGCUAUUAACUUUUCUUGGAAUACUAGAAGUGUAACAAAUUUACAAAGAGCUUUUAGGUGCUACAUUUAGUUACAAGAGAUAAGAGAUCAUUCUUUUAUAAGAGAAUGAUCUGUAAAGAUAAAUGCAACAAAAUUAUUUAUGUUGUUUCAUUACUGUCAGCAGAUUAUCAAACAGUUAACAUCUUAGGCUCUUUUUGUCAGGUGGUCAAAAAUCUCACACCUGACAGGAUUUUUUGUUAUUGUACCUUUUUUUUUAUUGGAAGUCACAAAAAACAUGUGACUGCAGUCACAAGGAAACAUGAAUCGAUAAGAGAAAAAAUAUUUUUGAAAAGAUGUUAUCCAUCACUGUCUCCUCUCUAUGAGUGGAUUGCUGCCUAACUGGAAAGGGAGUUUCCAGUGAAUCACCUGAUGCUGUUUGAAGUCGUUUUGAAUGCUAUUAUGGAAGAUUUUAAGUAGUCUGUCCUUUUAGUGGGAUAUAAAAACAUGUCAUGUUAGCUGUUAAGCUUAUUUGCAAAAGUGGUUAGCACUGUCGGCUCAUAGCAAGAAGAGUCCUGGGUUCGGAUCCAGUCUGGGGCCUUUAUGUGUGGCACUGUCCCCCAAUCCACUCCUUUUGGACUGAAAAAUGAUCCAAUAUCCCGAGCUGUAAAAUCCCGCUAUCGCUGUGCUUGCUCGGUAAUGUUGCACAACUUGUCUCA